Messenger RNA from Adineta steineri, 549 nucleotides. Lineage: Eukaryota; Metazoa; Rotifera; Eurotatoria; Adinetida; Adinetidae. The record is from the annotation of a GenBank genome assembly.
AUGGCCUUUCAAGAUCUACCUUCGGUAAAUAUUUUGACAGUGAACGACGCUACAAAUGAAAAGUUCGAAGAAAUUGAUGCUGAUGGUGGAACACUCUUACUAGAUAACAGACGGAUAUGUGAAUCAGCAAAAUAUCGUAUUCCUGGAUUUGCUCAGGGUGGCGGAUCAUAUUCAUCAGGUAUCCACCGUAUUCGAUUUAAAGUACUUCAUGGCCAUUUGUUUUUUGGCGUACGUUCACGAAAUCUACCAGUUCAAGUGGAUGAUCAUGGUGAAAAUAGAUCGUAUAAUAAGAACAGUUGCACAUGCGGUUGGUACAAUAACGGUCCAAGCCGAGUUCAUGGUAAAUUUAAAAAAACACAUUUGGAAGGGUCAUCGAAUGCUAAUGACAUCUACGUAUUGACGCUGAACUGCGAUGAACGGCGAUUAAGUAUCAUAUUUCCAAAUGGUCCACAACACGAUGAAAUGGAAGUUGAUCUUGUUCGUUUGCCUUUCCCUUGGCGUUUCUGUGUUCAGCUAAAUCGUCUUGGUGGUUGUUUAUCAUUAGAAUAA